Messenger RNA from Podarcis lilfordi (Lilford's wall lizard), 14855 nucleotides. Lineage: Eukaryota; Metazoa; Chordata; Lepidosauria; Squamata; Lacertidae. The record is from the annotation of a GenBank genome assembly.
AGAAGCCUGCGCGAAAACAGCGUGAGCCCUGUGCCUUGUCCCACCUGGGCCAGCUGCUCUGGGGAAUGUGAAUGGUCUGCGGCGGCGGCGGCGGCGGCAGGGAGGAGGCUGCUGCUGUGAGUAGAGGUCUCGCGAGCCCCUCUCAAGUGGGGCUCAUUUGGGGAAGGGGGCUCUAGGGGAGGGGCUUCUUCCAGCAGAGCCUUGCCCCCCCCUUACUUGGCGACCCUCCUUACCUGCUGGUAGGAGGGGGGGAUACACGCACAAAAAUAGGGGGUCUAAAGGGUCUAAUUGCUAGGUUGCAAUUAAGUAGGCUUGCUUUUGGAACUCAGUGGAGGCUGGGGGCUCGCAGUCUUAUAUAUCUAUAGUUGCACUGUUUUCAAAAACGAAUUAAUAAUAAUAAUAAUAUUUAAUUUACCAGUCGCUUUAUUUUGCAACCCAAAGUUGGUCCUUGGGAUAGCUCAGUCGGCAGAGCAUGAAACUCUUAAAUCUCAGGGUCGUGGGUUCGAGUCUCACAUCGGGCAAAAGAUUCCUGCAUUGCAAGGACCAGCUGACCCUCGUGGUCCCCUUACAACGCUACUUUUGCAUGAUGCACCCCAAGCGUAUAUGGGGGUGGGGUGUUGCUUUCCCCUGCUCCUCCCCAUGGUGCUUUGUUUUGGGCUGCCAGUUGGUUCUGACUCUCCAGCCUAAUCGUAUGGAGUCCGGACAUCACCCUGCAACAAGGAGUGAGCAGGGAAGACUUUUGCAACUCAUAGACUUGUAGGGGUAGAAAGGGCCAGGAGGGUUAUCUCGUCCAGCCCACUGCAGUGCAGGAAUCUUUUGCCCAAGGUGUGUCUCGAAUCCACAUCCCUGAGAUCGAAAGUCUCAUGCUCUACCCUUUGCUCUUGGUCAUUUUUCAUUUCCUUCUAUAGGAACAGCUCUGCUAGAUCAGGCCAGCGGCCAUCCAGUCCUGCAGCUCGUGUUCACAUUAUCCAACCAGAUUCCUGUGGGAAACCAGGGAGCAGAACCAUGAGCACAAGAGUAUUCUCUUUUCCUGUGGUUUCCAGGAGCUGCAUUACUUCCUCCAUCUGUGGAGGUGAAGCAUAACUAUGGUGGCCAAUAGGAAUUGAUAGCUCUUUCCUCCACGGAUUUUCCCCAAUCCUCAUUUAAAGCCACCCAAGUUUGUGGCAUCCCUGUCUCUUGGGGGACACUGGAGGACAUUGUUCAUGCCACCCCCUCUCUUGCCACACGCUGCUGCAAGGGUGUAACGGUUGAAGAAUACCUAGUGUGGUUUGAGAGGCAUCAGAUAGACAUCCUUGAACUGUUAGUCUUGCAAACUUUGAUGUGUGAGCCCAAAGUGAUUUCCGCUGCAGUUCUCUGCUGCUAAGUUAAAAUGUUGGAAAGUGUGUGCUAACUUCUUAGAUUAUAAGGAUAGGGGAGGCCAGAGCUUAGUGGCAGAGCAUGUGUGUUGCAGGCAGAUGGUUUCUGGUUCAGUCCUUGGCGUCUUCAGACAAAAGGAGCUUAAAUAACAGGUCUGGGGGAAACCCCUGUUGAGCUGCUGUCAGACUUGUUAAUACUGUCCUAGGCUGACUAAGCAUCUCCAGUUAAGAUACGCCAAACCUGGGAAAUUGAAAUGAAUCUGCAUUUUGUACUACAUGCAAGGUGUAUUAUUCUUUUGUAGUAAUUUUGGAAGCAGAUAUUGUGUGAUUUGUGAGGUUUUCAUACAUAUAUCUGUUGAACAGUAUGAAGUUCUGGUUCCUUGGCAACCCUCCUGCCUUGCUGGCCUGGUGUCAUGUUAAGUAACAUGAAAUGCUUCUGCCAAAAACAAACACUUAAAGAAAAUAUAGUUGCUUCUAAAGGGGAAGUGUAGUAGUUAAGAAACUGAGUUAUGAAUCAGGGAGCCUGUGGUUUGAAUCUUGCCGCUGCCAAGCUGGUGUCCUUCCAGAUGUGCCAUACUACAACUCCCAACAUCCAUGCUCACUGUGCCUGAUGGGAGUUGUAGUCUGACACAUCUGGAAGGAAGGGCACCAGGAUGGUGAAGACUAGCAUAGGUGGUCUACAGUAUGAGGUCUAACGAUAUAAGAUUCCCUGAAAGGUAAGUCAAUAAGUAUUGCAGCUAGAUAAUGCCCUUUGAGCAGUUGAAAGCAACCAUUUAUUAAAGUUGGCUAGGGGUGUAUUUGAAGGCUGGGGAAGCUGUGGCCCUCCAUGUUGUUGGACUACAACUCCCAUCAUCCCUGACCAUUUGCCAUGCUGGCUGAUGGGAGUUGGUGUCCAACAAGAUCCGGAAGGCCAAAGGUUAUAUAUUUUUGUCCUAAGUCUCCCCAUACAAUUGAUACCAGAACGAGGGUUGCAGUUCAGUGUUCACUACAACCUAACCAUACUUUUUGCCCACAUCCUUUCUGUGAAAGAUACACCUGGUAGAAUUCACAGCUUUGCACUUCAACCUCGUUUAAGAAAAGUGGACACGGGUGGCGCUGUGGUCUAAACCACUGAGCCUCUUGAAAUAUGAUUAUGACUGUGACAUGGUUCUAUGAAAUAAUGAUAUUGGAAACUGCUACAUAUAAUUACUAAGAAAUUCAGAUGGAAGAGAUUUGAGGAAGUCAAAUAAUAUGUUUAUGAAGAUGGAUUUUAAUUAGUUAAUUAAAUGUUAUUGUAGUGAUGAUUUGUUUUAUUUUAUGUUCUAUAUUAUUUUUUCUUUUUCUUUUUUCUAUUUCUCUCUUUUUCCUUUAUUAUUGUUAAUUUUUUCUUUUGCUAUGUUUAUGUAUGGAAAAUAAUAAAUAUUAUUGUGAAAUAAACCACUGAGCCUCUUGGGCUUGCCAAUCCAAAGGUUGGUGGUUCAAAUCCACAUGACAGGGUGAGCUCCCGUUACUCUGUCCCAGCUUCUGCCAACCUAGUGGUUCGAAAGCACAUCAGUGCAAGUAGAUAAAUAGUUACCGCUGUGGCAGGAAGGUAAACAGCAUUUCCAUGUGCUCUGGCUUCCAUCACGAUGUUCUGUUGUGCCAGAAGCGGUUUAGUUCUGCUGGCCACAUGACCCGGAAGCUGUACACUGGCUCCCUUGGCCAAUAACGUGAGAUGAGCACCACAACCCAGAGUCGGUCACGACUGGACCUAAUGGUCAGGGGUCCGUUUACCUUUUUAACCGUCCAGGGGUCCUUUACCUUUUACCUUACCUUACCUAGUUUAAGAAUAACAUUCCUCUCUCCUUCUCUCUUUCUGUUAUUGGCUCCUCAGAAAGCUGCAGCCAUGGAUAUAUUUGGUGACCUGCGGCGAAUGAACAAGCGCCAGGUAAAAGAAAAGCACAACUACAGUUUGUCUUGUUGCCUGCAAGACCUACCGUAUUUUUCGCUCUAUAAGACGCACCGGACCAUAAGACGCACCUAGUUUUUGGAGGAGGAAAACAAGAAAAAAAAAUUCUGAAUCCCAGAAGCCAGAACAGCAAGAGGGAUCACUGCGCAGCGAAAGCAGCGAUCCCUCUUGCUGUUCUGGCUUCUGUGAUAGCUGCACAGCCUGCAUUUGCUCCAUAAGACGCACACACAUUUCCCUUUACUUUUUAGGAGGGAAAAAGUGAGUCUUAUAGAGCAAAAAAUACGGUAUAUAUGUAUAAACCUUUAUAAAAGCAGUUGCAUAUUUAAAAACAGCAGGCCAUCCAACCACUGUUUAAAAACCUCUUUGGGAGGUUGUAGACUCUCCUUCAUUGGAGGUUUUUAAACUGAGGCUGGGUCUAUCAGUUGUGAUUCCUGUCUUCCUGGGGGUUGGACAGGGGGUUCAUGAUGUUUGGGUUAUUCCUACCGAGAAACUGAGUAUAGCUGGCUUAAACUAGUUCUGUUAUCUCUUCUGUCACGGUCAUGCUGACUAUAAUAAUAGGCCAGAAGGAGCCUGGGCUUCACUUCCUCUUUCAAGCUCUUUUCCUUCUGGUGUUGUGUUCUGUAUACAGUGUUAAGGUUUAGUCUUAUUUUAAGUUUAAUUUAAGUCUGCUGCAACUGGAUUUCUAUGGACAGUGCCAACCCUGAAUGUAUUGGAUUUGUGACCAUUAUGCUCAUUUGCCUUCAGUAGCAGUAAUGCUCUGCUGGAUGAAAUACAAUUACCUCUGGUCUAUUUUCUGAGAAUCCUGCAACGUGUUUAAGUUGUUAUUCAGCUAACUAUACAAAUAUAUGUAUUCCAAACUAUACAUUGGAUUCUACUCUGGAUCAAUAUUGAGCAGAAUUCCAUGGCAGGUUUCUCAUUCUGGAAAACAAGAGCUGAAAAGGGUUUGUUUUUCUACUCUUCAGAGUUCCAGUUUCUUUCCUUUCAUCCUCCAUAUUUAAAAUCGGUGGGGUUCUCCUCACAGCUGCCCCAAAGCAUCUUAGGAGCAAAUAAAUGCGGACCCCCCCCCCUUUCGUCAUACAGGAUGCUGAGAGAUAAAAUAAGGAAGCCUGGAAGUGCUUGGGAGGAGAAUGUUUUGAUGGAGGAGAGUUGUUGGGGGUGUGCAAAGAGGAUGUAGAACGCAGCUUUUCCUUUUUUUUUUUACAUUUCUGGUCUCUCUUCGGGUGGGUGGGUGAUUGAUGAAAGGAUGAUUCAUCCAACCCAAUUGGUGUCUUAAGAAUGUAAGUCAAGUGGAGCUUCCUUUUUGAGGUUAAGCAGUUAUGACACUUCUUCCACCACCUGCCCAGCAUAUAAUCCAAGUGUACAUUUCACUCCCCACGUCUUGGCUGGAGCUUUUUGUCAGCUUUGUGGCGUCAUGGGGAAUGUGGGGUGAGCCUCACACCGGCAAGAGCAGUUUGCACGACGGCUUCACUGCAUGUCAAAAUCACAGAUCCACUUGAGCACCUAGUCUAGGGAAGGGCUAACUUAUAGGAACACCAGAUCAGGUUGCUGCACCAUUGAGGUUAGUAUUAUCUACAAUGACCGGCAGCAGCUGGCCAGAGUUUCCAGUAGGGACAUUCCCAGCUUUCCCUGGACAUGUCAGGAAUUGAACUGGGCCGUUCCAAAUAAUGUUUGUAUUCGACUUCCUGACAGUAAGAGCUGUUCGACAGUGGAAUUUGCUGCCAAGGAGUGUGGUGGAGUCUCCUUCUUUGGAGGUCUUUAAGCAGAGGCUUGACAACCAUAUGUCAGGAGUGCUCUGAUGGUGUUUCCUGCUUGGCAGGGGGUUGCACUCGAUGGCCCUUGUGGUCUCUUCCAACUCUAUGAUUCUAUGAUUCUAUGACUAAGCUAUGCUCAGGAAAGAACCAUUGAAAGUGAAUGGACCUUUCCAUCUCCAUUAAUUUCACUGGACGGUAUCUUAGAGGGUGCAACAGUCAAUUUAACCCACAAGUAGGAAUGAACAUAUAGGCAGCAGAUAACACUAAAUAAAUGAACAUUUGAGACAAAAAUGGGUGAAAUAAUAGAAUAUGCAGCCAGCAGAAGACUACCUAGAAUGCCAUGGAGAGGUGGACUGGGAAGUCUAAGGAUAAGGGAUAAAUGAUGGAUAUUGUAUGAUGUAUAUAUAUAUAAGUUGUAAAAAUGCAUAAGCAACAAAAACCAAUAAUUUCAAUGGACGGUGUCAAUAUGAAGUACUUCUGCUAGUGCAAGGUUUUCUUCUUGUGCAACAGAACUUCCUCUCCGCCUCUUGGUUCCCUCACUAGAUUUGCUUUGUAGGGUUGGGGUAACUUCCAGAACAGUUUUUUUUUUGGGGGGUGACGGCGUAUGGGCAGAGGAGAAGGGAAGGUUCAGUUGUUCAGCCCCAAGUCCUUGUGCUAAUGGAACUAAUUCACUAGACACCACCCAAUGGGUGAUUUUAUAUUGAUUGAUCAUUUAAUUUCUGUACCACUUAAUAUAUUUAAAAUAUCUCUAAGAGGUGGUACCCAAAAAACUGAAGCAGCAACAGACAUCAUGCAACAGACAUCGUAAACAAAAUAUUACAAAAGCGCACGGUUACAUAUAAAAAUGUAACAUUAAUAAAAAGCUUUAUCUAUAAAUCAAUAUCCAUUUGUUUUCCUUCUGACACACCCUCCCUUUUAGCCACCAUGUUCUCACCCAGGGUCCAAACAAACUCUAGCUCAGCUGCUUUUUAUUGUGUUGUGUUUUUCUCUCUCUCUGUGUGUGUGCUUUUUUUAAAAAAAAUAAUACUGUAUUAUUUUAACUUUUGUGAGCAGAGUACAUAUGUUUCUGGGUGACCACAAUAAAUCAUGGAGGGUGAAGAAAAAAAAUGUUCUAGUUUAUCUCCCCCCACCCCAACCUCUGCCUUUGAACAAUUUUACCGGUUCUGAAAGAAGCCAGGAAAUGAGGCCAUCCUUUGGGUUCCUUUUGAGCACUGCACAGCUGCCUUGUGCAGGCAGGUGAAAUCUGAGUGCCCUACUUUCCCCUCUGCAUUGAUCUACUUUCCCCCUCUCUGGGGAGGGCGGCAGUGUUGUGGUCAGUGCACCCCCCUUCCCGGCAGUCUGUUUUUGAUUGCCCUGUUUUGUGCAACCCCACCAAGCCGCCUGUUAUAAAGGCACGGCGCCCUGGGGAGCCUUCACCUCUGUCGAAGAAGCUCAACGUGUGCCUGUUGAAGAUAAAAAGAUCCUACAGUAUUUACAUCUCAGAAUGUGCCUCCCCUUUCCUUCCUGGAAGCAAACAAUCUCGACCGUUAAUAGGUUUCUGCAUUGGUUUGGUUCUUUCAAGACUAGCCGCUGUGGCCAUUUAUGUUUCUGUGCAGUAUAAUAAUCUCUCCCCCUCCCCAAACAUAGAAGUGGGGGUCACUGUGACUUGUAGAGCUGUAAAAGCACAAAUGUGGGUUACUGGAGUCCAGUCUUAUCAGGAGAUUCCCUCGCCCUGGCACCUCCUUUCACACUUGCUUCCUCGUUCCUUAAAAGUGUUUGGGCUCUGCCAUUCACACCCAAGCUAGUUUCCCCAGCUCUGGAGCUGGAGCAAUCCCUCUUAAGCCCAGUGCAUUCUGUGCUAGUGCCGCCUGUGCUGCUAUAACAUCAGGAAAUGAGAACCCUGCUGGCAUCUGUUGGCUUGCUUGUUUAAUCUCAGGUUUUUGAUCUGCUGUUUCCACUUAUCACAGCUCUUCCCUUCCUUACAGCUCUAUUACCAAGUCUUAAAUUUUGCCAUGAUUGUGUCUUCGGCGCUGAUGAUAUGGAAAGGCCUUAUUGUUAUCACUGGGAGUGAGAGUCCUAUCGUUGUAGUGCUCAGGUAUGCCUAUGUUAAACCAAAUCUGUUGCUGGGUUAGCGAGUGACCCAUAGCUUAUGCCCUGUUCCGCUCCUAAAAUAGUAUCUGCAGAUCUUGGAAGGAGACCAGGAUGUGUGGUUUCUGCAACUGUUGUCUGUCUGAUGUAUAUCCCUAGUUAAGCUUAUUCAACCUGUGCAUCAUGUACCAUUUUUUUUUUUAAAAAAGGCCCAAAAUUAUUUACAACCAAAGUAAAAAGUACAAUAAAAAUCACAUAAGCUUGAUUAAAAUCAGAUUUAGCCCCUGCCUAUGGAAUGCUCUCAGUCAGUCAUUUUAUUUGUAUGUUGCCUUUCCAGAGUUAAAACCAUGCUCAAGGCGGCUUGCAACAUAUAAAAAAAUACACAACUGCAAACACAACAAAAGUAGUAAUAAACAAUAAAUGUAACAUCAAGAUGUACACAACCAAACUGAGCAAUUUGCACAUAAUUUUUUUAUUUAAACAAAAUAAAUAUGCAAAAAAAUUAACAGCAGCACUCCCCCCCCCCCCAACAAAGACCCCAAACAACACUGCAGCCCAAGAGUCUGUUCAGCAGCCUCAGCUUUUGUAGCUAGAGUCAGUCAGGGCGCCCCCCCCCCCCCAGCCAGGUGGGAAAAGUCCUGCAAGGCAGGGAGCAGGUUGAGCAAGGAUUCCAAGUCUCGCAGCCAAGGGAGGUCUGCCAGACACCAACCCUUGUCGUCAUUUCAUUUCCAGGCAAGUACAUUUGAAAUGUAUUUGGGCAUUGUGGGAUAUAGUGCACCUUGGAAUGUGAAAUACGUCACCUGUCGAAUAUCAGGGUAUGGCUUCAAUAGCCUGUGAACAUAACUGAUUUUUCUUCAGUUACCACUGUAAUAGUAAUUUUUAAAGAAGAAAUCUAGUACCAAGCUUCCUCCCCAACAGAAGAAUGAUAUCGACUUUUUAAUUCCUGUUUCUCUUCUUCCCUUUAUAGUGGCAGCAUGGAGCCAGCCUUCCACAGAGGAGAUCUGCUGUUCCUAACAAACUUCCGGGACGACCCCAUCAGGGCCGGGGAAAUAGUGGUUUUUAAAGUCGAAGGCAGAGAUAUUCCGAUUGUACACAGAGUAAUCAAAGUUCACGAAAAGUAAUGGCAAAAACAAUUCAGUGCUGUCACUGGUGUAGUCAUUUUGCUUGGCUGUUAGAAUGUAGAAUGCUUAGAAGGAAUGGAGAUUUGCAUUUGAAGUGAAAUGGGGAGGGUGAACUGGGCAGGAAAUACUUGGGCUAAAUGAAGCUAAAUGUACAUUCCUUAAUUUUUAAAAAAGGACGUAUUUGGUGCAUGUAUGUAUUGAAUGAGUGCUGUCAAUGCAGUCAGCCUCAGCUCUCCAAAUUACUGGGCUUUGAAAGCACCUGCAGUACUUUCUUUCACUCUGCAGCUGUUCAACCGCUUUUUAAAACAUCAGCUCCAUAAAGUGGUUCAUCACAGAGGACUGCAGACGAAGGGGUUCCUUAAUGCAAAUGUACAAGCUCUGGGAAAGGAGGUCAUGACCUUUUUGCUCGUCCCCAGGCAUUCUGCUGCUUCCCUGUACUGAGCUAAGCCAUGGCUUUGCUUAGUGUGUGGUUCAAACCUGGGCUUGUGCUCCAGACUUAAUCACGAGCUGAAACCAAUGUUAGGAACAUAGGAGGCUGCCUUACACCAAGUAAAACUAUUGGUCCAUCUAGCAGACUUAAUGUACACUGACUAGCAGCGGGUGCUGAGGGGUUCAGCCGGGGAGUUUGCCCCUGUGGUUUGCACCACCAGACCUUUUGGAUCACAGCUUCCCUCUGCCCCAGCCAGCAUGGCCAGUGAUCAGGAAUUAUGGGAGUUGUGGUUAAAAGAUCCCUGGGCAGAACACAAUCCCAGGCUUCUGCCUCUAGCCCAGAGAAUGUAAGUCUGGUUGCUAUUCCCUCAAAGCUUUUCUGAAUUGAAACAACCUCUUUCUUGGACCCCAGAUUUCUUGUUACUUUCCCAUGUUCAGGUGCCUGUUUUCCAGAUCAAGAAACACCCUUAUUUCUCUUUAACCACAUUAGGGCAGGCAUCUAGUAACUAAACAGAUAACUCUUUGUUUUGCCCAAAGUAAAUUAUUAACAGCCCAGGGAGAAAUAGGUGCUUAGAUCUGUCAGUAAGAGUCAGAAAUGAAGGUCUCAAUAUUUAUUAAAGGCAGCAGGAAGGGCAGAUUGGUACCUUAUCCGUUCUGUUUUGCAAACAUUCUAAUGGGCGACUUCCAGGUGUGGCUCCACAAUGCGUUUGCCGUCUUGUUGUUUUGGCAGGGAAAACGGCAACAUCAAAUUUCUGACCAAGGGCGACAAUAACGAAGUUGACGACAGAGGCUUGUACAAAGAAGGCCAGAACUGGCUUGAGAAGAAGGACGUUGUUGGCAGGGCACGAGGGUGAGUGUGGCUGCAGGGUGGGCUGUGCUGCCCCUGAAAUGAAGGGCAAUAGGUGGGUGACUUUUGAAAGCAGGGCUGAAGCAAACCUCUUUAGCAGGAGUGGGAAGGCUUUUUCAGAUCACAGACCCCGUUCCUUUCUGGGCUACUACCUGGGGGCAGGCAGGACCCGGAAGAAAAAGCGGUCAGAGCAAAAAGUGUAUUUUUUUAUCAUUGUAUGAAGGUCUAGUUUCUACAACAGGAGUCGGCAACCGUUUUCAGCUGUGGGCUGGUCCACUGUCCCUUAGACCGUGUGGUGGGCCGGACUUUUUUUUUUUUUUGGAGGGGGGGGGAGAACGAAUUCCUAUGCCCCACAAAUAACCCAGAGAUGCGUUUUAAAUAAAAGGACACAUUCUACUCAUGUAAAAACACGCUGAUUCCUGGACCGUCUGCGGGCUGGAUUGAGAAGGUGAUAGGGCCCCCGGGCCUUAGGUUGCCUACCCCUGUCCUACACCCUCACAUGCCCCUCUCCCUCCUGCACCCAGUCAAGCAAGAGGCAUUAUCAGCAUUCACAGACUUAUUUCAGCAAGGGAAAAAUACUCAGGGAGGGUUCAAAGCAGGGCUGGUAAGGAGAGCAGCCUGGGGAUUUUCCUGAGGGUCAGGUAGAAAGGCCUGGAGGGCUGCAUCUUCCUUCCCACCCCUGCUGCAGAGGCAUUCUGUGUAGACUCAGAAUGGACCUCUUAGGGUCAUCUAGUCCAACCCCCUGCAAUGCAGGAAUCUCAGCUAAAGCAUCCGUGGCAGGUGGUCAUCCAAUCUCUGCUUAAAAACCUCCAAGGAAGGAGAGUCCAUCACCUUCCCAGGGCUCUUACGGUCAGAGACUUCCUCCUGAUGUUGAGUUGGAAUCUCCUUUCUUGUAACUUGAAGCCAUUGGUUCGAGUCCUACCCUCCAGGGCAGGAGAAAACAAGCGCUUGCUCUCCAUCUUCCAUGUGACAGUCUUUUAAGAUAUUUGAAGGUAGCUGUCCUCUCUCCUCCCAGUCUCCUCUUUUCCAGGCUAAACAUGCUGAGUGGACUGUUUCCCCCCGUGUCAGAUUUUCGGAUUUCUGUGAAAAAAAAAUCUUUCCAUGCCAGCAUUAGUGAGUCUUAAUUGCACCACCGUAUUUUCCUUUGCCCGUGAAUACUCUGCUCUCAUUUGGACCAUGCAAAGCUUUCUGCAGUGCUACAUAAACUAUUAUCUGUCUUGUGUGUAUUUAUUUUGCUCAAAUCAGCGCUUGUCUCUCUGGAGGGAGGAUGUGGGCUGUUCUGGGCCAACUGAUCCCUGACUUCCUGGCCAUUACAUACAUUCAAAUGGACUGUUCGUUUUCAGCCUUUAUUUAUUCUACUUCUAUCAGUUUUAGCCAUCAAAUUCUCAAACUAUACUAGCCAAAAGGGCUAGAAACCUUUUUCUCCUUUAAUGGUGAAUUCUGAUAUUUGAAGCUCCUGAGGCUUGUACCUGGUCUGGCUUAAAUAUAAAAAUAAAAGCAUAAAAUGCUACAUUAAGUCAGGCUAUUUUGAAAUGACUUUAUGCUAUUCUGUUUAACCUCCACGAAUCAGGUUUUUGCCGUAUGUUGGAAUGGUGACCAUAAUCAUGAACGACUAUCCAAAAUUUAAGGUAAGUAAAGAUUUAACUUUGGGGCCAAUAACUUUUUCGGCAAAGAAGCAAUUCUUUCGCCAACCAGUCUGCAAACUUGCAUGAACAGAUUCCCUGUUAGAGAGAAGAUUGUGCUUGGAAGAUUUUAUCAUGCCUACUUCCUUUUGCCACUAAAGGCUCAUGUUUCAGAUAUGGGAUAAUUUUGGUCUGCACACAGUGGGCUCAAUGCAUUGACGGAUUUAUUUUAUAAAAUUUAUACACCGCUUGAUGGUAAAUAAGAAAAACCAAAUGCUGAUGCAGCGAAAGCCAGUAUCAUUAAAGUGAAUGGGAAUUACGCAAAACUACCAGUCGUCUGUUGUGUAGCUCCCAUUAAUUUCAGUGGAGUUUGUGAAGCAGAGGUCCCUAGCACCCGACUGUCAAUGUACAAAGCCUCAAUUCCCUGAUUUUUUUAAAAAAUAUACUGUACUCAAGGAAAUGUUCGCCUUAUGCAGAUAUCAUUCCCGUUUCAUAUUUCUGAGGGCAGCAUCUUGCUUUGCAUCAAGGAUCAUGCUGGAGAAUUUUUGCGAGCGUGAGUAUUCAAAUAGAGCAGUGUUUUUAUUUUUCCUGUUCUCAAUACGCCACAGAGAAAACUAGCCAUGUGUCACAUUUACAAAUAAGCUUUUUAUUCUUUUUUGUUUUGCUCAACAGAAUGUUUUUAAAUUCCCGACAAUGUUGCUAUAGGCAGUAUUAAAAUAAACCUUGCUUUUGUAUAGCUGUAGAUAUAAUUUCCACACAUAAUUAGUCAUGCGGUAAUACUGUGCGUUCUGUGACUCUGUUAGAUUUCAGUUUUAAUCAUUAUUUGAAACACACCAAGGGUCAAAUAUUAGAUCUCUAAUCAAGUAAGAAUACAUCUACAUGCAUAAGUAUAUGCACUCUUAUUCAAAGCCCCAUGUGCCCUCCAGUGGCGCCCAGAAUUCCUGCUCCAUUCACUUCAGUCAUGAGUGCAGCUUCACUCACACAUAGGGAUGUACAUAGAGUCCAGGUUUAUACAUAAUUGGAAGCCAUAGUUCAUUUAACCAGCCAUGAAUGAAAUACAUUGCUUCUCCAAAGUUAGUCUGUCUCCAGCUUCUUUGUAGUUUAGUGAGCAUCUGGUGGUUGAAUCACUUUUAAGGAUGGGUUCACACAUAACACCAAACCAUAGCUUUUAAAAAAACCAAACCAAACUCAAGGUUCAUGGUUGCAGUUUGUGGUUUGUUGGCAGUGAACAAACCAUAGUUAAGCUUUGGGCAGGAUUUGCACAUAAUGCCGAACCAUGGUUUAAUAGACCAUGGAAUGGUAAACCAUGGUUUAGUGUUAUGUGUGAACCAGGCGAGAGUGAAUUACUCCACUGGAAGGGAUAUUGGCCAGUCGGGAAUCCACGUUCGUUCACAUUGCAGACAAUUUCGACCUAUCCUUUGCUUUUCAGAAACUGGUGCCAGUACUAUAUUGAAAACUUAUUCUGAAACAGGAUCUGAUUUUUGACAUCUGAGAUGCAAAGAGUUAUGUUAGAUACCAAAGUAAUCUAUAUGUUUUGUUUGCAGUACGCUCUCCUGGCUGUCAUGGGCGCGUAUGUCCUCCUGAAACGAGAAUCAUAAAAGACUGAACAUGGAACUGCCUUGCGCAACUCUUGAGCGUAGAUAUACAAAGAGAUACUAAUAUAUUUGAACCGUCCCUGUGUCUGUACAAAAUAUUUCAUGGUCCGCAGACAAUACUGUCCCAAUGAAUUUUCCUGUCCGUGCCACAAUCUUAACCCAUUUUUGUGUGCAUAAGUCCUACUGGUUGCAUCUGAACGAACCUCUAAGUGUUCUUACAACUGGAUCACAAACACUGUCCACUGGUAUUUUGUUUACAAUAUUGUUUUGAGUUUCUUCAUGUUUUCACGGUUGCUUUUCAGCAAGGCAUAUAAAUGGGCAGAAUGACUGGGAGGGAGGGUUCAAUAUCAUGGAAAUUUCAGCGCUCAGGGUGGGGCAGGGGGCUGGUUAAAUGUUCCAGAACUAGGCCAAACAUCUAGGUGAAACAGAUCUUCACUGCAUGGAUAUGGUUGCUUGGAAGCAUUUUAGACAGUAACUCAAUGGCGUUUGAGUCUUGAGUUCCCUUUGGUUAUAUCUUAGCUAAGAAGCCCAUUGAUGAAGUUCUCCCUGUGCCGUUUCAACCCUGUUUCACUAGGUAUUUUUGUCAAGCCACACAUAGUUCAUUCUUGUAAGUAGGUUCACCAAGUAUUCCAGCAUCCUAUCACAAUUCUUCUGAUUAUAUAUAUAGUGGCUCAUUUGUGAGAGGAGACUUUUCUGUCGCAAAAUUGUACUGCUGGACUGGGCUUGUCUGAGAAGAGCAGGUUAAGUUGACAAUCUUGGCUCUCAGUGGCUUGAGAUGAGCUUGUGUUAUUCUCCCAUAGACGAGGAAGAGCCCCCUGCAGAUUCAUCGAGGUGGUUCUGCUCCUCCCUGGGUAGCGCAGUCAUCUGCAUCAUUCUGCCCACGAGAACUUGGACCACACACAAGGUGCAGAUGCAUGAGAAAAUUGUCACCAGUAACCAACCAGGAACAUUCCUGUGUUUGAAGACACCCACACUGGCUUGUGCGAAUUAGCAACAGAUGCAGCUCACGUCUUGCAGUCUGUGGUCCACGAGAUCCUAAACCUCUGGAAGACCGAUCAGGUCCACUCAAGCCUGCUGAGAAGCUGAUGUGGCAUCCCAGGAUUUCAGUGUACAUCACUGAUCUCUCCUUCCCCCAGGAGUAAAGCACUGGGUGAGGAGGAUCAAUAUACUUGCUUACUAAAGAACCCAGAAACUCCACAUUCUGAGCUACGUGACAUGCAGUUGUGCACAUGUGUACAUCUUCUGCAGACUUGCUAUUUCUCUCAGGAGCUGCUUCUUGGGGCAGGGGGAAGGAAUCCCAUAGUUUGGAGGACACUCCAAGGCCCAUCUCUUGAGAAAAACCUGGAUUGGGACCAACCAAAAUGUGGGGAACUUUUGGGUCACCUGGAACUCUUGGUUAGGCAAGAUGUCACCCAAAACUAGGUGGUAGGAUUAAGUUGGAAAGGAAAGGCAAAAUGUUGUCUCCAUGAGGUAAAAUAAAAGGCAUUACCCAACCAAGUUUUUCUCUUAUGGACCAAAACUUUGGCUUUAUAGUGUGGAAAGUGAUGCUGAGGUACGAGUAUUAUGGAUUGCUCCAAGAUUCACCUGUAGAAAUUAAUAGACCUGCAGGAAUGUAGCAUAAAGAGCUUUCUUGUGGGUGAUUUAAACCUGUCCAACAGUUGUGGCUUGUUCCAAAUCUCUCCCGGAAAAUGGCAUUUUGUAUCGGUGCUCAGAAUCUCCGAUUGUUCACACUCUCCCAUGUUAAGAGCGCUCCUCCUGCCCAUUUUUGGCUUUUUACGAUCCCUUCAUGGCCUUAGAGAAGUCACUUUAACAAUGUGAAUAAUAUUUGUGUGUGGGUUUUUUGUUUGUUUUUUUUUAAAUUCUUGAAGAAUACUUUUGCCUUUCUGCAUAAUCACGGUUAUAAAUGUUGUCCGCUCCACGAAUCUGCCUGCCUUUAAAAGUAAAGAAAGUUCACUGUUACGAAGAUUUGUAACAUCUGUGUGAAAGGACCUACAGAGAAGCAUUAAGUGAAAAGUGGAAGUUCAGCUGGGUCUUUGGGACAUGGGACAUAAUAAAUGUGGUGGCCCCAAAAGCAUCUCAUUCAUUUGUCUUAUCAUGCUAUGCAAUAAUAUCAUUAAAGACUUGCUGUCUUGGUCUAUGAU